Messenger RNA from Toxoplasma gondii ME49, 363 nucleotides. RefSeq lists its product as hypothetical. NCBI's taxonomy places the organism in Eukaryota, Apicomplexa, Conoidasida, Eucoccidiorida, Sarcocystidae. The record is from RefSeq and is a predicted model, not a curated record. The transcript has a single exon. The coding region runs from base 1 to 363 and encodes 120 amino acids.
AUGCACCGACGACAAGAGAACAGGCGCGGAGCGACUCGAAACGGAAAGCAGAAUGUCUGGCCGAAGCCCAACGCGGAAGAGAAAGGAACUGAAAGAAAGAAGCCUCGUAAAACAGAAGGCGAAUGGGAAGUCACAGCGAAAGGCUUCAAGACGCGAAGGAGAACAGCGAUCCUGUUUGCGUUCUGCCUCGCGUUCAGCUCCAUCGCGCUUCUUCUCUCUCGCUCGGUGUGUCAACUCUGCUUUUUCUUGACUUCCGUUCUGCUCGCUUCCUCAUUUUCGCGUUACACCUUGGCCCUCCACUCUCGCGCCUCGCGGGUCACUGUCCGUCCUCCUGGAUCUCCAGUCUCGCUUCUCUCUUUUUGA